GCGGCAACAUUGCUUAUUGACACACCCAGCUGUGCUUCAUGACUGUUUACUGUUUACUUCCAAUUUUUUUCAAAUUUACUGCUUGUUUUAGUUUUGCAUGAGUACACAUUUUACUCAAAACCCAUAAAACUUACUAACUUCCAAAAUGAACCCGCUCAACUGCCUUUUACUGCUCAUUUUAGGGCAGUGUGUUUAUUAUGCGACUUCUCUAGAGUGCUAUGUUUGCGACAGCCAAGAAGAUAACAGCGAAAAAUGUGUUAAAACUAUCCAAACAUGUAAUUAUGGGGAAGAUGUUUGCCUUACAGAGAUUCGAUGGGGCUCCACUCCAUAUUGGCAGCAAGGUGCUUUGAAGCAAUAUUAUAUUUCAAAGAGAUGUGCAACGAAAGACAAAUGUGAAAGAUACAGAAGCAGCAACAUGGGAAGUUGUACGCACAUUUGGUAUGAGGACUGGAAGUGCUCUGAAUGCUGCAAAGGCGAUAGGUGCAACUAUUAUAUUAUAUCGGCAGGUUCAGUUCUCAGCCGAACCACAUUACUAAUAACAUUCGCGUCGUAUAUUUUAAGUAAGUUGGUGUUGUGAGACCAAAUGUAUACUACCAGAAAGUGCAAAUACUGCGACAGCGCCGCACAUUUAAUUGCAAUUCAGUCUUAGGGUUCUCUUUUUUAAUCUGAAUGUUCUGUGAUAUUCAAUUUUUAAAAUGUAUUUUGUGCCUUAAUUGUUAUUUUUUAUAUUGUGACUACUAAGCAACAAUUCCGUCCAAACAUGACUUAAUUAUUUAAUUAUGUAUUCUUUAGGAACGAAAUCAGUCUCUAAUAAAUAACAUCGUAUAAGAUGAAACAAAAACCUUCGAAUAUAUUUUGUGUACCUACAGUUGUGUCUACAAUUAACCUGGUAUCUAAGUACACAGCCUGAGGUUCCUCAUUUCUUUUGGUAAUAAUGUCGCUUUUUAUUAUGUCCACUGUCCAAUUAUGUGGAUUGUUUAUUACAUUUUAUAUUAUGUAUGUUUCUAUUACAUAUGUGUGUAUGCUAAACACGUCCUAAGUUAAGUAAAAUUUCAAUCAACUAUAUAAAAAUAAACGAAUGUUUUUCUACCUA
Molecule: messenger RNA, 1093 nt
Organism: Dendroctonus ponderosae (mountain pine beetle)
Lineage: Eukaryota; Metazoa; Arthropoda; Insecta; Coleoptera; Curculionidae
Exons: 4
Coding region: 146-577 (143 amino acids)
Source: RefSeq, a predicted model, not a curated record